This is a messenger RNA of Meira miltonrushii, 4481 nucleotides long. RefSeq names its product P-loop containing nucleoside triphosphate hydrolase protein. The record is from RefSeq and is a predicted model, not a curated record. Gene Ontology annotation, molecular function: ATP binding; nucleic acid binding. Bases 43 to 4395 code for a protein of 1450 amino acids. The transcript has a single exon. NCBI's taxonomy places the organism in Eukaryota, Fungi, Basidiomycota, Exobasidiomycetes, Exobasidiales, Brachybasidiaceae.
UUCACAACAGCCUCAUGGCAUUCAUAGGACGGGAAAUGCAUGAUGGCUAAAUUACGAAGGGUAGAUGAGUUGGGCUUACAAAGGCGAAGAGAAUCAGCAAGACAAAGAGGAAAAGAAGCACCCACACAAACAGGACAAAGAAGAAAGGCAACCUCUCCAAUUCCAACAAAUGAUACCCAUUCAUCGAUAAAUUAUAAUGAUGAGCUGUUUAGAGGAGAAGCAACGGGUGCUUUUGAGAAGUCACAGCAAAAUGAUCCCCUGGAAACACCAAGUGAAAAGAGGAGGAGGCUGUUAGGACAAAGUGCUGCUGGGGCUGUUCUUGCUAGUCGUGAACGGUUUGAAAAUCAAGUCAAGCAGAAGGAGAAGGAAAUGCAAGCAGAAUCCGCCUCAAAUUCAAAGCAAGUUCGUAUCAAAACGGAGGAAGAGGACGCACACCCCAACGCAAUCGUUAUCGAAAGCAGCGAUGAAGAAGAUCAGCAACAGGUGGGAAAAAAGAAUGUACCUGUGAAGCAAGAAGCAGAUUUAACAGUAAAGACAGAAGGGGAUGACUUGAAUGGAGCAGCAAAUGGAGAAACGGAAGACAGUAGAGUAGAUUCAAUUCUUGCCAUGCUUGGAAUACCCAACCCAGCAAACAACGCCAGACCAUCAACACCUCCUCAGCAAUCCGAAGAAGAUGAAGAAGGGCAACAAGCACAGGCAACUCCAGAGCCAACUCCUACACACAACACUGUACAUGAAGCUGCUGAACGAGCAAAUGAAACAGAAGAAGGUGAGAAGCCGCCUUUAGAACGUACUUUCCCUUGGCCAGAGCAUUUCCUCGAAUUGGAAAAGACGUUCAAGGCUUUAAAUACGGUAUAUGCGUUUUGUUCAGGUCGCAAACAUAUGGCAACGACAUACGACACCCUCAAAAGUAGUGUUCAAGGUUUGCUCAAUCGACCGUUAGAGAUCAUGGACAUUGCACAAAUCAAAUCGCUGUGCUCGGAUUUGAUCAAUUUCGCAUACGUUGAACAAGAACUUUUGCAAGUUCAUAAUGAGCUUCCAUCAGGUUCCUCCAUGGGAAAGUCACGUAGGAAGGAUAUCGAAUCCAUGACUGGACGUGAAAAGUUCUUGGCGCAUCGAGCAGAGAUGGAUGAUAUAUAUGCACAAGUUGCACGGAAUAUCGAAGAGGAAGCAGCCGCAGAUCGUGCAGAAGAAGAGAUGCGUGAGACUAUGCAUGUUUCCUUAGAAGCUAACGGAUUCGAAGAUGAUGCUGAUGAGAUGAUGCAAAGUCAACAGACCAAUUCACAGGCACUGAUGAAGGUGGCCGAGGCACAAUCAACGUCAAAUUUUGGCAAGCCGGUUGAAGAUUUCGUUUUGUUCUUUGAAUUCAAUGAUGGAACGUUGAAAGGUCCGAAAGCAACGGCUCGAGGCAAGCCAGGUAUGCGAAGAGGACCUUCACGGAACAAUCCAAAAGGAAGACCGAAUCCAAAAUUAUACGAAAUCCCAUCAGCGGCUGCCAUGACGAAGCUUAUUGAGAAGCGUAACUUUAAGUUUGAGCAAGCUGUGUUGGAGUUGUUGACAGCUUGUAUGGCUAAAGAAGAAGACCCUGUCCAAUUGAUCAUCUCAGCAGCAGAAGAGCAUAUUCCCGUCAACCCAGAAUUGGGCACAAAAGCCAUCGGCGAAACACCAAGAAAACGAAAGAUGCGACUGGAGUUCUUCAUGAAAAAUCCUGACCAAAGACCUCCGAUCAGUGAAGUGAUUGAAGAAUUACGAUCGCAAGUCUGGUACAAAGACCAGAUUGUCGCAGGUGGAAGGAGAAGUAUUGCCUCAAGACCUGCGAGAUAUGAUCAAUUGACGUUCAUGCUUAGUCAAGAGAUCGUGAACGCACUUUGGGCAACUCGACAGAUCGAAGAAUUCUACUUACAUCAAGCCGAUGCACUGAAUGCAUUGGAUGAGAAUAAAAGCAUCAUUGUUUGCACGAGUACGAGUAGUGGUAAGAGUCUCAUUUAUCAAAUUCCAGUUCUUCGAGCAUUACAAGAAGAUUACGAAUCAACGGCGAUGUACAUUUUCCCCACAAAAGCAUUAGCGCAAGAUCAAAAGAGAACAUUACAAGAUCUUUUACUCAAUUGUGAUGGAUUACAAGAAACAAUCGUUGCAACGUAUGAUGGUGAUACACCCAAAGAAUUACGUCAAGAUAUUCGUGAUCGUGCGAGUGUGAUUUUCACCAAUCCGGAUAUGUUACAUCAAAGUAUUUUACCCAACGAAUAUCAAUGGCGUAGAUUUUUACGUGGCUUACGAUUUGUUGUCGUAGAUGAAUUGCACAUGUACAAUGGAUUAUUUGGAGCACAUGUUUCAUUUGUCAUGAGGCGGCUAAGGAGGAUGUGUCAUGCACUCGGCAAUCGCAAUGUCCGUUUUGUUAGCUGUAGUGCUACAGUUGCCAAUCCGGCCGAACAUAUGCGCACAUUGUUCGGUAUCGAAGAAGUUGAGGUGAUCACAGAGGAUGGCUCGCCCGCCGGUAAUAAGGAGUGGUUGAUCUGGAAUCCUCCUUUAAUCGAUGACAAUGACCCAAAGCAAGGAAGGGUGAGCGCAUAUGCUGAGACAUCAAAAGUGUUUCGUCAUCUGGUCGAACGUGGAGUACGAACGAUCAUCUUUACAAAAGUACGUCGAACCUGUGAAAUAGUGAUGAAUCAAAUCCGUAACGAUCUCUUAUUGGACAACCGUCAAGAUGUUGUUUCACGGGUGAUGUCCUAUCGAUCCGGUUAUUCUCCUGAAGAUCGAAGAAAGAUCGAACAAGAUAUGUUCAAGGGUGCUUUGUUGGGUAUUGUGGCUACUAGUGCAUUGGAACUGGGUAUCGACAUUGGUACUUUGGAUGCUGUGAUUAUGCUCGGAUUUCCUUACUCGAUCUCAAGUUUACGACAACAAGCAGGACGUGCAGGUCGACGUCAGAAAGACUCCUUGGCAGUUUUGAUCGGAGACCCAUUCCCCAUGGACCAGCACUACAUGCGUAACCCUGAAGAAAUCUUCAGUCAACCUGAUACGAUUCUCAGUGUAGACCUAAAGAAUGACUUUGUCUUGGAAAGUCAUCUUCAAUGUGCAGCUAUGGAAAUGCCACUCCAACCUGAAGAAGAUGCAAAGUACUUUGGCGAUGAAGAUGUGAUUGACAAAUUAUGUGCAACUCGAUUAGAACAAGACAAAGAUGGCUUUUAUCACUGUCGGCCAGAACUACGUCCGAAUCCAGCACGAGAAGUGGCUUUACGUGGUGCACGUCAACUCACGUACAUCUACAUAGAUGAUUCGCCCAACAGACGUUCUGGUCCUCGAGUGAUGGAAGAGGUGGAAGUCGACCGUGCAAUCUUUGAAGCAUUCGAAGGGGCUGUGUUUAUGCAUCAAGGUUUAUCGUACAUUUGCCAAGAUAUCGAUCAUGAAAAGCGUAUCGCAAGAAUGAAACAAGCAAACGUUAACUAUCAUACCCGACCUCGUGAUCACACAGAUACGGAUGCAAUGGAAACUCAUCGUAUUCGUGCUUUGCGAGAUACAAAUACGAAAGCAUACUAUGGACACGUUCGUAUUGCAACUCAUGUUUGGGGAUAUUUCAAGGUGGACAAAAGGGCAAAUAUUUUGGACGAAGUCAGCCUUGAAAGCCCUCCGUUUAUCCGUGACACAAAAGGACUCUGGCUUGAUGUUCCUGCUUGGUUGGUGAAUGCUUUGAUUGAUAAGACAAUUAAUGCAGCUGCUGCAAUCCAUGCUGCCGAACAUGCUUUACUCAGUUUAACUCCAAUGUUCGUUGUCAGCUUAGCGGGUGAUGUUCGAACAGAAUGCAAAGUAGCAGAACGAGAAUAUGCACGCAAGCCAACGAGUCGCAAAAGACCUGCUCGUUUGAUCUUUUACGAUACACCAGGAUUGAACGGAGGCGUUUGUGUGAAAGCCUUUGAACAUUUGGAUGGAUUGAUUCGAAUAGCAAUCUCGGUGAUUGAAUCUUGUCCUUGUGUGGAAGGAUGUCCAAGUUGCGUCACAAGUCAAACUUGUGCACAUGCAAACCUUGUCACUUCAAAAGUGGGUGCUUUAGGUGUCUUGCGUGGUUUAGUUGGCUUGGAACCGUUUGAUGCUGAUUUACCAAUGCAAAACGAACCUGGUCACGCGGAAGGACAUCUGAAUUCAUCCGAUGCAGUUCGACAUACAAUCGCAGAAGCAGCGCCCGUUCGUACAAUCAAUGGAACAGAUUUACCUGUCGAACAGUAUGAAGAACAUCUACCACCAACCUUACAAGCAAUCUUGGAUCGUGCAGAAGCCGUUGGAGGAGUGGUGGAUAAUGAACCUAGAGGUUCAGCAUGGGAAAGGCAAAAUCAAAGACAUCGUCAACAGUAUGCAGCGCCGCCAGUUGGAAAAUCCAUGCGGUAUGAUGACGAAGAUUAUUGAUUGUUAAUAGUGUGUUUAUAGCAUAUAUCCUCAUAGAAUUUACCUGUAAGAUAGACCAUUGUCAAAUAGCAUCAUUGAGAAGAAGA